This is a messenger RNA of Morone saxatilis (striped sea-bass), 2515 nucleotides long. RefSeq names its product zinc finger protein 436-like. Gene Ontology annotation, biological process: regulation of transcription by RNA polymerase II. Gene Ontology annotation, cellular component: nucleus. The record is from RefSeq and is a predicted model, not a curated record. The coding region runs from base 96 to 2165 and encodes 689 amino acids. Gene Ontology annotation, molecular function: RNA polymerase II transcription regulatory region sequence-specific DNA binding; DNA-binding transcription factor activity, RNA polymerase II-specific. The transcript has 6 exons. NCBI's taxonomy places the organism in Eukaryota, Metazoa, Chordata, Actinopteri, Moronidae.
CCACAACCGGAAACGCGUUCUGCUGGUAAACAAAGCAAAGAGUGAAUACGUGUUUCCAUAAAUAAAUAAACUGCGUGUGUUAAAGUUUGAGGACAAUGUCUAAAGGAGACGUCCUGCGGGGCUUUGUGACGGAGAGACUCGCCGCCGCCUCCCGGGAGAUUUUAGCGGCUGUGGACAGAAUCGUGGCCGGGUACGAGGAGGAGGCUUCGGGCUUCAGGCAGGAGAUCGACCGGCAGAGGAGACAGCUGGAGCUUCUCCCGCAGCCUCGGGUCGCACUCAGCAGAGCGGGUGUAAAGCGCAGCACUGCUGACGAAGACGAGGGUGAAGAUGAGGAGUCCUCUGAGCGUCCAGAGAACCAGGAGGACUCAACUAAUCAAAGGUCUUCUCCCCCCAGAGGCCAGUAUAAGAAGAGGAAACCUGGCAGACCUCAGAUCUGUGAACCACAGAACCAUGUAGAUCUCAGGCUCCGGAUCUUGGAGGACUCUCAGACCGACGUCCUCUCAAACAGCAUUCUUAGAAAAUGUCCGAUGCUGAAGCUGAAGUGUCCUCGAGGCCUGCAGGAGGCAGACUUUAUGGACUUGUUGAAGUCCACCUUCCCUCAGCUCUCUGCGGACGACAAACGCUUCGACAUCUUAACGUCGGACAAGAGACGGAGAUUACAGCCUCUGAAGGUGAAGGCGGUGACAGCGGAGGAGCUCCACAGGAACGUUGGCGUCACAGGAUCGACGCUCUACAUCAGACUGAAGACACGGGAGGAACGUCAGGUCGACAGGGAAGAGAUUCAUCAGACAGAAGACUCUUCCGGCGCCGCCGCCACCAUGUCAACGAGUGGUGACCGAACUCGCGUCUCGGUUCAGGAAGUCGAAGGCAGCAGAGUCGGCGUCGUGUCCAACAGCUCGACAUCACGACGAGACACUGAAACAGAGGAAGCUGAUGAUGACGAUGAGGAUCAGAGGAUAUCAGAACCAGCGGCGGCUCGCUCUGCAGCAGAAAGUAAAGGUGGUAGUAGCGAUGAAAAGGAAGAAGAGGCGAGAGACAGCGAGGACGAUUGGAAACCAGACAAGAGCGACGAGGAGCUGAAAGAACGAGACUCCGAACUGCGGCCGAAGAAACAAAAAGCCAGACGUUCCGGUGAGAACCGCGACGUCGCCUUCUCCUGCAAAGUCUGCGGCGCUCUGCACGGAUCAGAAGUCGCGUUUGUCAAACACGCCUGGAGUCACGCGGACAAUCCGGGGCGUCUUUGCGGCGUGUGCGGCGAGCUCCCAGAGUCCGAGGAGGUGUUGAAGGAUCAUCUUCAAAGUUGCCAUAAAACUGACGAUUGUCACAUCUGCGGAGAGUCCUUCCUCAGCGUUCUCAGCCUCAAUGAACACGUGGCGGCGCACUCGGGGGAGAGACCGUAUGAAUGUGACGUCUGCUGCGAUGCGUUUGCAUUGAAGGUGUCACUGCAGAAUCACCAGAAACUCCACAAGGCCGGGAAGCUGCACAGAUGUUACACGUGUCAUAAAGUGUUUGAGCUGAAGGAGCAGUUAAAGGUUCACUGCAGGACUCACAGCAACAAGAAGACGCACCUUUGCGGCAUCUGCGGUAAAUCCCUCAGCGACUACAGGUCAUUAUCCCGCCACAAGAUGACCCACUCUGGGGAAAGACCUCACAGCUGUCAGGUUUGCGGGCGGCGUUUCAAACUCCCCGGGACGCUGAGACAACACGAGAAGAUUCACGCGGACAGAGAGAGAUCGUACCUCUGCGACGUUUGCUGCAAAAUGUUCCUGACGAGCAAGCAGCUGCAGAUCCACAUGAGGACGCACACCAAUGAGAAGCCGUACCACUGCGGCGAGUGCGGCAAGGGAUUCACCACCAAGGGACCGCUGACCAUUCACAUGCGGGUCCACACCGGAGAGACGCCGUACCGCUGCCCGGACUGCGGCUGGUCCUUCAAACGUAAGACUAACCUGGACGACCACGUGAGAGUCCACUCGGGCCAGAAGCCGUUUGUUUGCGGGAUUUGUGGGAAAACGUGCGCUCGCAAAACAUACUUGACGGUCCACAUGAGGACGCACAACGGGGAGAGACCGUACAAGUGCACCCUGUGUGACAAAGCGUUUACCCAGAGCCACUGUCUGAAAACACACAUGAAGAGCCACCUGGUGGCAGAAACUGCGACGUGACGCUGGACCAAUUUCAUAUUUGGGGCCAAAAAAGGCCAAAAGAAUCACGUUGUUGGCAAUACAAAAUUCAGCACUGGUGAAAAUGUUUGUAUAUAUAUGUGUGUGUGUGUGACGUAAAAUGGUCAGUGCAAUGUAAAGACUGUCUGCAGCUUGGCAUCGAAUUUCAACAUUUCGCCAUGAAACAGGAAUUUGUCAUUAUGUCAGUGCACUUUGUUCAAUCUCCACCGAACUUCACGUCUGAUAGGAGUCCCACCUUGAACACUUCUACAUGCCAGUAUUUAUUUAUACUCGUAGCGCCACUGACUGGAAACAGGAAGUAUCUGGCAAUGUGUCAUCUACAGUGGUGUGAA